This is a messenger RNA of Rhipicephalus sanguineus (brown dog tick), 3605 nucleotides long. RefSeq names its product transmembrane protein 245. NCBI's taxonomy places the organism in Eukaryota, Metazoa, Arthropoda, Arachnida, Ixodida, Ixodidae. The transcript has 15 exons. The record is from RefSeq and is a predicted model, not a curated record. Bases 207 to 2798 code for a protein of 863 amino acids.
UGCCGGUGCUGCCUGCCAGUUUCCAAAACCGUUGUCGCUCGAUUCUUACGAGUCCUUCUGGUAACGUCGCAAUUCGUGGCAGCGCGGGAUGGUGUGACGUGUUGUCUUCGCUCGUAGCGUCGUCGGUGGCCGAACCCGCGAGGCUGGGCGGAUGCCGUAGUAACGCGAUGAUCCCCCCGCCCGCACGCUGAAACAGCUGAGCGGCGAUGGCAGCGACGAAGGACGUGUCCCGCUCGCCGUUCGAGAUCCUCAGCUUCGUACCUCAGGGCCAUGAGAAGGCGCUCAAGCUGGCCGUGUACAACACGGCCACGCUGGUGUUCGCCGCCUUCGUGAGCGCAGCCGGUGUGGCCGUGUACUUCAUACUGCAGCCCUUCCUGGGCCCGCUCCUGUGGGCUCUGCUGUUCGGCUCGGUGCUUCACCCAUUCAAGCGGUCGCUGUGCCUACUCCUGGGCGGAUGGCUGGACGCGCUACGCGAGGCAGGCACCCCGUUGGCCGUGGGCGUGUUCUGCCUGCCCUUCCAGGUGGUCGACAGCGUGGCCGAGCGCGCCUGCAACACGGUGCUGCAGUACUUCAAGUGGUUCCUUGCCGCCUCCAUAGUGGUGCCCCUCGUCUACUUCGCGCACCACUUCCUGCCCGUCACGGUGGCCUGGAAAGUGUUCGCCGUCCUGCGUGUCUUCUACCACAUCGUCUCUGCCACGAUGGAGAUCUUCGCCUCGGGAUGGAUGGUCUGGGGCAUGUUGGUGGGCUAUCUCGGUGCACUGGUGUUCUGGUGGACACCACAGACGGAGGGGCCUCUCCGUGCCAUGUCGCCUGCUGUUUGGUUGGCUGUCAUCUGCCAUUUGGCCACUGUGGCGGGCAUGUGGCGGGUGCCAAUCCUGGCCGCUUUCCUGGCCCUGCUUGCCACGGGAUUCCUGGCCGAGCUGCGUGGAGCCACAAGUGAAAAUGGGGAGCAUGGAGCAACAGAACCUGGUUCACCUUGUGUGAGCACACUGUAUGCUGGCUGGGCAUGGCUCACAGGAUCACCUGUGGCAGCAUCAGCUCAGGACAAAGGCACUAGCCACGAGGCUGAGGGUACCAGCAGCAGAAGUGGCACACCAUCGGAUGAGCUGAGAGCUGCGCCCCUGCACUCUGUUCUGCAUCGGCAACCCUCCCCGGCACCCGGAUCGAGCGAGGGCGACAUCGUGCUGCCCGCCAUCACGGUGAAGCCAACCAUCACUGUACAGGACAGUGACCAGGAGAGCAAAAGCAAGGAGGAAGAUGCCGAAGCAAAAGGUGGUAAAGAUGCCGGGAGGAGUCGGCUGUACCUGUCCACGCUGGUCUGGGCCUGCUUGCUGGCUCAGUUGUGGCGCUACAUCUGGCUUCUGCACCUCACCUACGUGCCCUUGCUCUACACAGUCAUCAAGCGAGUGGGAAGCCACUUGAACCUGUGGAGCUGUCUGCGGGAUCAGUCACGCACUGUGUGUUGGACGCUGCGUAACUGGUACGAAGAGCGCAGCCAGGCUCUUUUCCCAGCCCCUGUGCACGGGCUCUGGAGACUGCUAAGGGAGGGUGACAAGCGGAUGGUGUCUGUGCUGAAAACGUCCAUAGACUCUCUCACCACCAUUGGAAUUCUGUUGCUUGUGACUCUGCUGGCCACUGUGGGCACCAUCUUCCUUGCCUUGCAGGUGUACGGUGAGAGCAUGCACUUGGUGGAGGUGACAAGCAGCCUCAUCAACCACACUGUUGUCAACAGCCCAGAGCUACAGGAACUGCUGCCCGAGUCCCUGCGCAAUGCCCAGGGAGCAUUCGACUCAAUGCUGGGAGAUGCCUACCUCUACGGCCGUCAGUGGAUCAGUGGCGCGGUGCGACGGGCCCUGGACGAUGCGGAUGAGUCGCACGUGUUGGAAGUUGAGCGGCAGACGCUGGAGCUGUGGGACCGUGCCUACCACUUGUGGGUGGCACGCAAUGCCACCGAUGACCCCACCUUGCACCAUGGGCCCUCCUGGGAUGCUCUCACCGAUUCGCUGCGCAACCUCGAUUUCUCCCUGUUUUCCAGCUUCGUCCGGGACAACAUCGGCACACUUAUGUCGGUGUUUGAAUCUAUCUGGAACCUGCUAAAGGGCAACAUUAGUGUCGUCCUCAGCCUGGUUACGACGACAAUCUCAAUCUUGUUUGGCGGUGGUACUGCAGUUCUCAACUUCGUGCUGAAUUUUGUUGUUUUCAUGACUGCACUCUACUACCUUCUCCGUGCGAGCAAGGAACGCUACAAGCCGCUGGAUCUCUUUUCUAGUAUGUUGCCAGGCUCGGCUAGCCGUCUGGGCGAAGCAGUUGAGGAGGCUGUGGCAGGCGUCUUUGCAGCCUCUUUCAAGAUGGCCGCAUUCUAUGGUCUCUACACAUGGCUAAUACACACGCUCUUUGAUGUCAAGAUGGUGUACAUUCCCACUGCACUGGCAUCCCUGUUUGGGGCGGUGCCGUUCAUUGGUGCAUACUGGGCCUGCCUGCCAGCCGUGCUGGAGCUGUGGCUGGUUCAAGCGCAGCGCCUCAAGGCACUCCUCAUGCUUAUCUGCCAACUGGCACCCACUUACUUCGUUGAUUGCGCCAUCUAUGCCGAGAUUAAGGGGGGUGGUCAUCCCUUCUUGACUGGGCUGGCGAUAGCAGGCGGUGUCUUCUGCCUGGGUUUCCAGGGUGCACUGUUUGGGCCCAUGCUCCUGUGUGUUCUCAUUGUAGCCAUGAAAGUGUACCGCUCUGUGAUGCAAUCCAUGCCCGCUGGCACAGCGGGCCGACGCUUCAGCUUCAAGAGGAUGUUCACAAUAGACUAGCGUGGCAUGGUGCACAUCACCCCUGUGGACACAAGAUACAACAGCAGAUGAAGCAUCCUGGCGUCUGUUGAAAUCCUGCCUCCUUACCUGCUGCUAGUCAUUUUGUGCCUUGCUCAGCCAAUUUAAAAAUCGCCAAUCCAUGCCUUCCGUCUGCAGCGCACAAUAGCCACUGCAGCCUACAUCUUUGGCUCGCGCAAGCGCCUUUUCAUGUUGUUUACGCAAUGUUUCCUUAUGUAUGCUAUACCAAUUAAUGCAGCACAGUGAAUUAUAAACAUGUUGUCGCUUCGCUCGAAUGUUUCGAAGAUAUGUCGGAGCAAUAAUACUCGCAAUGUCACAAAUUCUUAUCGUGCUUGCAUUUCAAUACGGCCGAAGUACUACUAACACCAAAGAACAUUUUGUAAUUUUACUGGUCACAUCACGUGUUGAAGUUCGCCUCGUGGUCGUUGGGGCAUGUGACCAGGAAUGGCAACUCCUUUUUUGUGUGAAUUGUGUAUGUCCAGAAAGUAAUGUUAUUGGAAAGAUUUUGCAUUUGAAUAGUGUAGUUAAGAAUUUUCACUGAGCGAAAUCAUUUCAGGGAUGAAUCUGUGUUUGCAAGUUCCUCCAAUACUGUGUGAUUCAAUGAUGAAUGUUGAAUAGAUCAAUCGCAGGCCACUCGGCGUUUGACAAUUGCCUGCGCUUCAUGUUACUUGUUGCCUAACCGUUGUUGAUACAGAAGCUGCUUGCUGUUCAGACUAUUGACAAUAUACAUCAGAUCUGCAGGAUGCAACCAUCAAUGUUAUUUACAAAAUAAAGGUUGUGUUUGAUGAA